Vicugna pacos (alpaca) is the source of this 2908-nucleotide messenger RNA. The record is from RefSeq and is a predicted model, not a curated record. NCBI's taxonomy places the organism in Eukaryota, Metazoa, Chordata, Mammalia, Artiodactyla, Camelidae.
UUGGGGACAUCCGGGCUCCCUAUGAACUUCUCCAACAGGAAGGAACGAGGGUCUGUUUCCUUUUCCUCCCAGAGGCUCCUUGGCCUAAAUGCAGAUUGGACCAGUGGAUUUCUAAUUAUUGGGAAGGCAAACCUUGGUCAGGACCCAGAAGAUAAUCUUAUUCAGCAGGCUCCUGCCGCAGUGCCUGAAGACCUCUCAUUAGAAGAGAGAGAAGAACUUUUAGACAUUCGUCGAAGAAAAAAGGAACUUAUUGAUGACAUCGAGAGGCUGAAAUAUGAGAUCGCAGAAGUGAUGACAGAGAUUGACAAUCUGACGUCCGUGGAGGAGAGCAAGACGACUCAGAGGAACAAGCAGAUAGCCAUGGGAAGGAAGAAGUUCAACAUGGACCCCAAAAAGGGAAUUCAGUUUCUAAUAGAAAACGACCUGCUGCAGAGCUCCCCGGAGGACGUGGCCCAGUUCCUGUACAAAGGAGAAGGCCUGAAUAAGACCGUGAUCGGGGACUACCUCGGUGAGAGGGAUGAAUUUAAUAUUAAAGUUCUUCAGGCUUUUGUGGAACUCCACGAGUUUGCCGAUCUCAACCUUGUACAGGCCUUACGACAGUUUCUGUGGAGCUUCAGACUCCCGGGUGAGGCCCAGAAAAUCGACCGCAUGAUGGAGGCGUUCGCGUCUCGCUACUGCCUGUGCAACCCGGGCGUCUUCCAGUCCACAGACACAUGCUACGUCCUGUCCUUUGCCAUCAUCAUGCUCAACACCAGCCUCCACAACCACAAUGUGCGCGACAAGCCCACGGCCGAGCGGUUCAUCACCAUGAACCGGGGCAUCAACGAGGGCGGGGACCUCCCCGAGGAGCUGCUGCGGAACUUGUACGAGAGCAUCAAGAACGAGCCGUUCAAGAUCCCGGAGGACGAUGGCAAUGACCUGACACACACGUUCUUCAACCCCGACCGGGAGGGCUGGCUCCUGAAGCUGGGGGGGCGCGUGAAGACCUGGAAGCGGCGCUGGUUCAUCCUCACCGACAACUGCCUCUACUACUUUGAAUACACAACGGAUAAGGAGCCCAGGGGCAUCAUCCCGCUGGAGAACCUGAGCAUCCGGGAGGUGGAAGACCCGCGGAAACCCAACUGUUUUGAGCUUUACAACCCAAGCCACAAAGGGCAGGUCAUCAAAGCCUGUAAGACGGAGGCGGAUGGCCGGGUGGUGGAGGGUAACCAUGUGGUGUACCGCAUCUCCGCGCCCAGCCCCGAAGAGAAGGAGGAGUGGAUGAAGUCCAUCAGAGCGAGUAUCAGUCGGGACCCGUUCUAUGACAUGUUGGCUACCAGGAAAAGGAGGAUUGCCAAUAAGAAGUAGCUUUCCUGGCCCAAACAGGCCCCCGUCCCUGCCUCAUCCGUGCAGGCACACCCGGUGUGCGUACUUCAGAGGCCAUCGCCUCCCCUGUGCAAAAUGAAAGUCCAAGAAGGAAACCCUCAGGCUGUACGCUCUUAGGAGGAGACCCCAGGAGCAGGAGUAACUGUUCCUGGGAGCUGCCUUGAUGCUGCGACUGAAUGGCUGUGGCCCUUGUCCCUGGUGCAGCUGGUCAUGCCAGACCGCCGAGGGUCUGAGCCCAGGACUCCAACAUGCAUCAGACUGAUUGGUUUUGGUUCAUUCCCAAGCCUUUAGGCUUCGCUACUCUACUGAUACCUCAAAUUCAAAACUUUAGUUUUGAGAAAGGCAAGUCUGCAUUCCUGAAAUGCCUGACUGGUAUAUAUGCAACUCCGGCCUCCAGUCUUCCACGAAAGGAGACGCUGCCUGGACCACGACCACACACUGCUGCCCCGACCCCUCGGGCUGGCCGCGCCCCCCCCCCCCCCCCCGCACCGAGCGCCUGUGGCGCCAGCUAGGCGAGUAUCUCACACAGGAACCCUCUCUCCUUUGUCUGACCCAGGUAUGACCCUGGGGACACAGGGCGUUCUGCCUUCGGGGUCUGCCUCAGAGUGGGGUUGGGAGACAGGAGCAUACGGAAACACCUGUGAGAAGUGCGUUUCUCUGACCACCUGUGAAGGAGCCUCACCUGAUGGCUGUUUCCCCAGGAACGAUGCAGAAGGCCGUGGUGCUUAGAAUCCGUGUAACUUGCCAUCCGAGUGUUACGAGAAACCAUGGAAUUGCAGGUUUCACUGUGACAGUAUUAACCCGACAGGCCUGAGACGUCACCUCCACGACGUCCUGCAGCUGGCCGGGUCCAGAAAACCCAUGGGGUCGGGGCUGUGCGGGCCUGGUGGUGUGAACCCCCACACAGUGGUGGUCAGCCUCCUCCCCACCCCGUCUGUGCUCAGUGCUUCAGUUCCUAGUGUUGACUCUGGCCACAGGGGAGCGUCACUCCAGAGACAAGGGCAGGAGGUGGGGGACGGGGGUCGCCGGCAACUUCCAGUCUUGCCAGCCACCGUCCCCACUUGAGGUUUAAUUGGAUGACCCUGGACAAGCAACAGCGUCUUCGUGAUCACGGGACAUUUUUGAGCAGUUGAAUGUGGUACCAAACCAAGUCAAAAUAGGAGCAAUUUAUAGAUGAAGCAGCAUUUAAUGCUUCAUAUAAAGCAAUGCAUAUUUUUCAAGUUAAAAUGCGUAUAUCUACAUAGAUGUGCUUUGCCGAGAAGUUAGGUCUGUUGUAGACCAGAAACCACACAUGGUGAUUUCUUGUUUUCUUAUUAUUUUCUUAGAAAACAUUUCUAUUUACAGUAAAUAUAGUUAUUAUGUAAAUAAUGUACAUAUCUAUAGAUUUCUGGAGUGUGUGUUACUCACUGUAUAUACUCCCACAACUUGCAUGAAGAAAUAUCCUGUAUCGAUAUUUUGUUGUAAAGUGAAUAGUUAGUAAAAUUGGAGGGCUGUCAAAUUGCAAAUACUGUGUUCAUUAAAUAAAAACGCAUUAUUACAACAA